CAUCCCACUCCGCUCCACCACCUUAUUUUCUCUCUCUAACCCUCCUUCCCUCCCCCCCUCUCUCUCUAGAAAACCGCACAGAGCUUCCACAAUGCGAGGGACCAUCAUAUUGCUGUGUGCGCUCCUGUUCACUUCCUUCCACAUCGCCUUCUCUAGAAUAGACGGGUUGCUGCCAAAUGGGAACUUUGAGUUGGGUCCAAAGCCGUCGGAUAUGAAAGGGACGGUGGUGAUCGGCCGGAACGCAAUCCCAGAGUGGGAGAUAGCAGGGUUUGUAGAGUACAUAAAGUCAGGGCAAAAGCAAGGAGACAUGUUGCUAGUAGUACCAGAAGGAGCCUUUGCAAUAAGGCUUGGGAAUGAAGCAUCAAUCAAGCAAAGAAUGAAAGUAAUCAAAGGAAUGUAUUAUUCCAUCACAUUCUGUGCUGCUAGGACUUGUGCACAAGAGGAGAAACUGAAUGUCUCAGUCUCCCCUGAUUGGGGUGUUCUUCCUAUGCAAACUUUGUAUAGCAGUAAUGGCUGGGAUUGCUAUGCUUGGGCCUUUCAAGCUGAAUCAGAUGAUGUUGAGCUUGUUUUACACAAUCCUGGUGUGGAAGAGGAUCCGGCUUGUGGACCCUUGAUUGACUCUGUUGCAUCCAGAGCUCUCUACCCUCCUAGAGCCUCAAACAAGAACAUAUUGAAAAACGGUGGAUUUGAAGAGGGACCCUACAUGCUACCCAACACAACAUGGGGUGUACUAAUUCCUCCAAACAUUGAAGAUGAUCACUCUCCGCUCCCCGGUUGGAUGGUUGAAUCACUCAAGGCAGUGAAGUACAUUGAUUCCGAACACUUCAACGUUCCGCAAGGACGACGAGCAGUGGAGCUUGUAGCAGGAAAAGAAAGUGCAAUAGCCCAGAUUGCGCGAACCGUCGUUGGCCGGACUUAUAUUCUGUCAUUUACAGUUGGCGAUGCCAGUAAUGCUUGUGCAGGGUCCUUGAUGGUUGAGGCAUUUGCAGGGAAAGACACACUUAAGGUCCCUUAUGAGUCCAAAGGCAAAGGAGGGUUCAAGCGAGCUUCGCUUAGAUUUGUUGCGAAUUCUGUGAGAACAAGGAUUAUUUUCUACAGCAGGUUUUACACUAUGAGAAGUGACGACUUCUCUUCCCUGUGUGGUCCUGUUAUUGAUGAUGUGAAGCUCUUGAGUGUUCGUAAACCAUGACUCAUGUCAUGUGAAGCUGGUCUACAUUGAUUGCAUACCGUACUAAGAGAUUCAAAGUUGAAGUCGGUUCCUGUAUUAGUAUUUUUUUUCUUUUUUUUUUAUGGUGAUUUUGAAAAUAAAAAAUAUUAUUUAUCUACGGUUGUUUUUAUUUUUGGCAAGCCUUUUGUGUUUUGAGAAUCUCUCCAAAGUAGGGUAUUUUGGAUCCAUCCCGAUGGAGUAAACCCUCGGGUUCGUACCCCGUAUGUUUAGAAAAUUCUCUACAUGUUUCAGGGUAAGUUGGUUAGUAUACUAAUAUAUGGAUGAUGGAGUAGUAGAGUGAUUUGAUAAAGUGAUCAUGUUGUGUAUUUUUGGAUUUUAGCUGAAUAAAAUAAUGAGGGAAAAAAAAAGUUAUUUA
This is a messenger RNA of Tripterygium wilfordii, 1583 nucleotides long. RefSeq lists its product as uncharacterized. Gene Ontology annotation, cellular component: plant-type cell wall. The record is from RefSeq and is a predicted model, not a curated record. The transcript has 3 exons. NCBI's taxonomy places the organism in Eukaryota, Viridiplantae, Streptophyta, Magnoliopsida, Celastrales, Celastraceae. Bases 92 to 1189 code for a protein of 365 amino acids.